This is a messenger RNA of Racocetra persica, 131 nucleotides long. The record is from the annotation of a GenBank genome assembly. Lineage: Eukaryota; Fungi; Glomeromycota; Glomeromycetes; Diversisporales; Gigasporaceae.
ACGAAGAUGACGAUCUUAACAGUGAAAAUAAUGAGAAUUAUAAAGAAAUUAUGGUCAAUGAAGAAAGAGAACAUACAGCAGGUGUACAGAAAAGGAAAUAUUUAGCAAAUAUUCUUGCAAAUCUUUAUUAA